AUGCUGGCAUCCAAAAGAGACAAAAGGUCUCUGGAGUCGAUCAACUCGAGGCUCCUACUUGUUAUGAAAAGUGGAAAGUACGUGCUGGGGUACAAACAGACUCUGAAGAUGAUCAGACAGAGCAAAGCAAAAUUGGUUAUCCUCACCAACAACUGUCCAGCUUUGAGGAAAUCUGAAAUAGAAUUCUAUGCCAUGUUGGCUAAAACUGGUGAUCAUCACUACAGUGGCAAUAACAUUAAAUUGGGCACAGCAUGUGGAAAAUACUACAGGGUAUGCACACUGGCUGUCAUUGACCCAGGUGAUUCUGAUAUUAUUAGAAGCAUGACUGGUCAACAGUAA
Messenger RNA from Peromyscus maniculatus bairdii (prairie deer mouse), 339 nucleotides. The record is from RefSeq and is a predicted model, not a curated record. NCBI's taxonomy places the organism in Eukaryota, Metazoa, Chordata, Mammalia, Rodentia, Cricetidae.